UGGAUUGAUAAGAAAAAUGGCAAUUAUUUAAGAAAUACUCACUAUAAUUUCUAUCGUUCUAGUAGCGAUGGUAAUACUAUUGCAAAAUUUCAUGAAAAAACUGAUAAUAAAGGAGCUAAUAUCGUCCUGAUAGUUUUAUAUUUUCAUUUAAAGAUUACAAAAAUACUGAUACAGGGAAGAUUGGAAGAGUGA
This is a messenger RNA of Rhizophagus irregularis DAOM 181602=DAOM 197198, 192 nucleotides long. The record is from RefSeq and is a predicted model, not a curated record. Lineage: Eukaryota; Fungi; Glomeromycota; Glomeromycetes; Glomerales; Glomeraceae.